UUUUGACAUAUGUACGGUAGCAGGCAGCGGACAUUGUUUUUUUAUCGCAUAGAAACUUGAGUAUUGAGUCUCAAUUCAGUUAUUCUGAGAUAUAUCGUGUCCAUUUAAAUUAGUGGAAAUAAUUUCUUAAAAGUUUCCCUAAUAAAUAUGUCCAUGUUUGGAUCAUUAAUGGGUGAUAUGGAAGACGAUUUCUUUGGGUCUCAUAUGAGACAUAUGCGUCAAAUGAGCAACAUGAUGAACUCAUUAUUUUCUGAUCCUUUUGGAAUGAUGAGAGGAUCUAUGUUGGGAUUUGACGAUUUUGAAAACAGAGCAUUGACAACAGGCCGACAUAAUAUGCACAAUUCUCUCAUGUCUCCUUUUUCCAUGCCAGUUAUGCCAAAUUUCAACAGACUUCUUAGUGGUUCUUUAGAUUCUAUGGCAAAUUCUGGUAAUUAUCAUAGCUCUAGUACGGUCAUAAGUAUGACAUCAGGUCCUGAUGGACGUCCCCAAGUAUACAAAGCUACUUCUAGCACGCGAGUUGCCCCAGGAGGGAUAAAAGAAACUCAAAAAACAGUCACAGAUUCUGUAACUGGUACUAAAAAAAUGUCGAUAGGACAUCACAUUGGUGAAAGAGCACAUAUUAUAGAAAAAGAACAAAAUGUACAUACUGGUGAAAGAAUAGAAAGUGAAGAUUUGAUAAAUAUUGAAGACGACGAAAAGGAAGAUUUCAAUCACGAAUGGGAAACUAAAACUCGUAGGUCCGAAAUACCCAGAAUUACAUCCGGUUCUUCUAGAAAUAGACACACUUACGCUGGACAUUCCUCUAUACCCGCCAUCACGUCAGGUCCAAGUAGUCGUCGACAUAGAGAAAGAACAGUACCAAUACCAUCCUCGCCAUUGGUAUCUUCUCGCAGAAGUAUACGGUCACCAAAAUUAGCAUUACCUUCAUCGAGUAAUUCUAGGUUUUCAAGACACUAUUAAUAAAAAAAAUUAAAUUUAUUCCGACUAAAUCGGCUUCAACUUAACACUGCUGCCGGUAGACAUCCGUAUAGUUCGCCGAACCAACAGCUCCAACCAAAAAAAUCGAAAUCUUUGAAAACGUUUUCGGACGAACCUGCACCACCUCAAGUCGAUAAUUGAAAUUUUUGAAUUAAUUCAUUUUUUAGUAUUACUGAAUUUGACAAUUUAUUUUCAAGAUAGAUUUCGUUGUUGUUUCUUCAAGGAUUUUGCUCGUUUCGGGGAAAAUUUGUCAUUAAUUAAUUGUUUCGAUAUAAAAUUGAUAUUUUUUAGCACGAUAUCAAACAUUUACUUUUUUUUUAAUAACGUUCUGCAGAUAAAUAUUGAAUUUGAGAAUAUUAUGCACACGUCGGUUCAUUAGAUGUCGCUGGAAUAGUUUGAUACAAUUUUUAUUCGAUUUAUAAAACCAAAAAGUUUUUUUACAGUGUGAUAACGAAAAGAGAUCAACGAAUUUUUAUAUUUUAAACAAUUUUCGAAUAAUUUGUCAAAAAUUUUCGGCUGCUAUAAUUAUUUAUAUGAAAUCUAUCUUGUAAUUAUUAUUGUCAAUGAUUUUCUACGAAAAAAAAAUUCCAAUUUUCUGUUCGUGAUCGAAAAGUGAUUUCCUUUGAUUUUUGUAUUCGUUAGGGAAGAGCGAAGUACUUUUGGACUUUGUGAGGUUAUGUAUCCGUGCAAUUACGUCAAAUUCUUCUUCUUAUUCCUAUUAGUUCCUUUUAUAUCUACCACUUGUUCUCAACCGUAGUUCCUUUGAUUCAUUCUUCUUCUUCUUUUCCAGUCCAGUAAUUCAUCAUCCUUCCAAUUGGACCCAAAAUUUUCUUCACAUUGCGUUACAUUCCUAAUUACCUCCGUUUUUGAGAUGAAUAACUUUGGAAAAAUAAUUUUUUGUACAGGAUACGAUAAGUACAAAUAUUUAAUUGCUAUGUACAUUGUUGACGAGCAUACUCGAGGGUAAUUUGAUGAUAUUAACGCUGUUUACUAUCAACAUUUGUGGUCCUUCGAGCCUGUUGUAGGUUAUACCCGGCUCGAAGGACCAAAAAGUGUAUUUAUAGUGAACGGUUCAAUAUAUAACUCGAGUGUGAAUCGAUGUUGUAGUAUAUCGUCAAUUUAGUAAAUAGAUUUUUUUUUAAAUGGUGAGCACUUGGGGGGGGAGGGUAAAUCGUUGUUACUUGUGUAUUUUGUGUGGUAUUGAUAUUACUCUCUAUUGUAUCCAUUAGUUUUUAGUAUUAUGUAUCGUUCUAGGUUUAAAUAAAAUUAUAUUCCAA
Diorhabda carinulata is the source of this 2255-nucleotide messenger RNA. It is a transcript of the gene Mlf, whose product is annotated as myeloid leukemia factor. The coding region runs from base 148 to 960 and encodes 270 amino acids. The record is from RefSeq and is a predicted model, not a curated record. Gene Ontology annotation, biological process: regulation of DNA-templated transcription. NCBI's taxonomy places the organism in Eukaryota, Metazoa, Arthropoda, Insecta, Coleoptera, Chrysomelidae. The transcript is spliced from 7 exons. Gene Ontology annotation, cellular component: nucleus; cytoplasm.